AUGGCAGAACUACAAGACAACAGCCCCUGGAAAAUCCAGUUUAUCCGACUGCCGGAGCUGCACCUUGACCCCAAGGCGGCAGAGCAGAUUCACAACCAUUGCUCCACCCCUGCCACCGUCAGGCUGACCAGUGACCAGUCAUCCUCAGAGACAGAUGAAGAGUGGAUCCCCAACCUGCUUCUUAAGUCCACUUUGGCCAUGUCUCCAUGGCAACGGGAGAAGGUGACAAGGACCGCACUCACAAUGAAAAAGCUUGCAGAAUCCAUCCCUAAAACUCAGAGGAGGCACAGUGAGAAACCCAGCCCAGAGGAACUCUUACCCCAUAUACCACCAUCGGAUUCCCAGGGAGCCAGCUUGCUCCGAGAGUGA
This is a messenger RNA of Enhydra lutris kenyoni (northern sea otter), 369 nucleotides long. RefSeq names its product protein phosphatase 1 regulatory subunit 1A-like. The record is from RefSeq and is a predicted model, not a curated record. Gene Ontology annotation, biological process: intracellular signal transduction. Gene Ontology annotation, molecular function: protein phosphatase inhibitor activity. Gene Ontology annotation, cellular component: cytoplasm. NCBI's taxonomy places the organism in Eukaryota, Metazoa, Chordata, Mammalia, Carnivora, Mustelidae.